This is a messenger RNA of Pyricularia pennisetigena, 1518 nucleotides long. RefSeq lists its product as uncharacterized. The coding region runs from base 1 to 1518 and encodes 505 amino acids. The record is from RefSeq and is a predicted model, not a curated record. Lineage: Eukaryota; Fungi; Ascomycota; Sordariomycetes; Magnaporthales; Pyriculariaceae. The transcript has a single exon.
AUGGAUUACGACUACGUCCAGAACAAUGGCAUGACCUCGCUAAAUCCUCCCACUGGCAUGGACGCCAAGAUUGUCAUUGUCUUCUUCAGCGUGGCGCUGUUCAACGUGCUCGAGCUCCUCUUCAUAAUCUACACGACUUUCAAGCGGCGGACGGGACUGUACUUUUGGUCAUUCAUCGUUGCAACCGUCUGCAUCAUCCCAUACUCGGUCGGCUUCAUGCUAAAGUUCUUUGGCAAGUACCACGAUGCCGGCAUGGUCUGGGCGGCCAUAAUAUACUUUGGGUGGUGCGGCAUGGUGACAGGCCAGAGCCUCGUGCUGUGGUCGCGGCUGCACCUCGUCAUGUACGACCGGCGCCGGCAGCGCGCCGUGCUCAUCAUGAUAAUCGUCGACGCCAUCAUCUGCCACGGGGGCGUGUCGGUGCUCAUAUUCGGCGUCAACAGCAAGAGCCCCAAGUCCUUUGUGCAGCCGUACGCCAUCUUUGAGCGCGUGCAGCUCACCAUCUUCUCGAUCCAGGAGAUCACCAUCUCGAGCCUGUACAUCUACGAGACGGCCAUGCUGCUCCGGCGCGAGAAGAAGGACCAUCGGCAGAGCGGCUGCGACACCGUCAGCAACAGCAGCGGAGGAGUUGGAGGAGAAGGACGGCGCACCCUGGGACGGAUCGGCUAUGCCGAGUGGCGGCGCGUGCUGAAGCACCUGGUCUACAUCAGCAUCUUGAUCAUCCUGCUCGACAUGCCGCUGCUGGCGCUACAGUACGCAGACCUGUACGACCUGCAGACGAGCUACAAGGCCCUUCUGUACAGCGUCAAGCUCAAGCUCGAGUUCAGCAUACUGAAACGCUUGAUCGAGGUGACGACCGAGCACAACACCGUCGACGCCGGAUUCGAGUUUGGGUUCGAGAUGGGAGCCGGCGGCAGCCGCGGGGCACGAUCAUCGUCGCGGAACCUUCGGGGCAUGUCCCCGCCAAAGACGACGCCGGCAAAGUCGCCGAGGCAGGCGUACGAAGAGACGCUCGCACAGCUGAGGUCGGAAACGCCGCCACCGGUGCCUUCGGCCGUGGGGCUCGAGCGGUUGAAUUUGGAGCAGGAGCAGGGACCGGACCGAGGGCGGAGCAGCAACAUGAGGAUCAACGUGGCGGCCGGAAAUGUCGAUGGCGCCCGGAUGGUGAAGUUCCACGACGGACAAGUCGGAGGCCAGGACGAGGAGGAUCGAGGGUUUCCUUUGACGCCAUUCGAGGCGAUGGCUUUCAGGUUCGACGACGAAGUGGAGACGAGGCCGAGAAGGCUACAAAGGACCGAUAGUUCUGUCAGCGGCGAAAACAGCCAGAGCGAACAAAACGAACAAAGAGAAAGUCCGAGGAGCUUUGGGCAUCAAAGGCGGCUGAGGAGCGACGAGGGUGCUUACCUGAGGAAUCUGGACGAGGAAGCUAUCGAAUUGCCUGACAUGACAGAAGAGAGGUUGAGGCCGACGACGGAACCGUUGGAGGGUCCUGUAUUCACGAGAAGCCGAGAUCUGAUAUGA